AUUUUGGGCUGUGUAUAUCUCCUUAUGGUCUAUAUUCAUUCAUCCACAAUUCUUUCUCUCUCUCUAUCUCUUUCUCACUCUAUAUCUAUAUAUCUAUCUUCAACAUCCCCCUUGUUCAUAAGCAACACACUGCUUCUUACAGCCAUUGAACAAACUCCCUUCAUCCAAUGCUUCCCACAACAACAACAACAACAACAAUGGCAAAUCAAUGUUGUCGUCGUCGUCAUCGUCACCGUGAUCCUUAUCAUCAUCACCAAUGGCUCUUCUUAGCUGUGUUUUGUGCAGCACUUCUUGUUUUACUACAAGAGGCUGAAGGUUCCCGAGCUCAAAUAACGCUUCACGACAACAAUCCGAACGUGCAUCAAGUUUCGAUGCCAAAAGGGGAUAGAAACUACAAGGACAACCCAAAAAGAGGAUUGAUUGGAUCAGUGGCGCCAACAUGCACCUACAACGAAUGCAGAGGAUGCAGGUACAAGUGUCGAGCCGAGCAAGUCCCUGUGGAAGGCAACGACCCUAUAAACAGCGCGUACCACUACAAGUGUGUUUGCCAUAGGUAAGAAAGAUUAUCCGGUCCAAUUGAGUUACAAUUUUGUCAUUACCACUACUACUACUACAUAGAAUGAAUGCUUCUUCUUACCAUUUUUGAUGUCUCUCGGGUGAGGUGUUUUCGGGUUGUGGGCUGUGUUCUUUUGAGUGUGGUGUGCGUGUGCGUGUGUGUGUGUGUUUUUUGUAUGUACACAUGUUCCUCCUGCAAGAGAAGAGACAGAGAUAUUCUGGCAUGAAGGAAAUAAGAGUGAAUGAAUUAUUCUGCUGCAAAAGUUUCAAGAUGUUUCUAUAUGCAAUGAUUAUAUGACAAAGUAUUGAAUUCUCCAUA
Andrographis paniculata is the source of this 874-nucleotide messenger RNA. RefSeq lists its product as uncharacterized. The record is from RefSeq and is a predicted model, not a curated record. The transcript has 3 exons. Lineage: Eukaryota; Viridiplantae; Streptophyta; Magnoliopsida; Lamiales; Acanthaceae. Gene Ontology annotation, biological process: positive regulation of stomatal complex development. Bases 168 to 557 code for a protein of 129 amino acids.